Messenger RNA from Tarenaya hassleriana, 830 nucleotides. RefSeq names its product iron-sulfur cluster assembly protein 1. The transcript has 3 exons. NCBI's taxonomy places the organism in Eukaryota, Viridiplantae, Streptophyta, Magnoliopsida, Brassicales, Cleomaceae. The record is from RefSeq and is a predicted model, not a curated record. Gene Ontology annotation, cellular component: cytoplasm; mitochondrial matrix. Bases 39 to 521 code for a protein of 160 amino acids. Gene Ontology annotation, molecular function: ferrous iron binding; 2 iron, 2 sulfur cluster binding. Gene Ontology annotation, biological process: intracellular iron ion homeostasis; iron-sulfur cluster assembly.
CCUCGACUUCGAAUCAAGGUCUCGAAAGAUUGACGACGAUGAUGAUGCUUAGGCAAGCUGCGAGGAACGCUGUUCUAGGGCUGACGUCACGCGAAUCUCGGCCUCUCGGGAUCGCGUCUCGAUUAUACCACAAGAACGUAAUCGACCAUUACAACAACCCCCGCAACGUGGGCUCCUUCGACAAGAACGAUCCCACCGUCGGUACUGGCCUCGUCGGAGCUCCGGCGUGUGGCGAUGUGAUGAAGCUUCAGAUUAAGGUCGAUGAAGAGACUGGCGAAAUCGUUGACGCCCGCUUCAAGACCUUCGGCUGUGGCUCCGCCAUCGCUUCUUCUUCUGUCGCCACUGAAUGGGUGAAAGGCAAAGCAAUGGAGGAGGUCCUGACCAUCAAAAACACGGAAAUAGCGAAGCAUCUGUCACUUCCACCGGUGAAGCUGCACUGCAGCAUGCUCGCUGAGGAUGCCAUCAAAGCAGCCGUCAAUGACUACAAGGCCAAGCGUGGCCUCUCAAACGACGCUGCUUGAUUCUCUUCUUCUACUAGUAACGUCCAUAAGCAGAUGGGUGUGUGUGAGUGAGCGAGCGAGCUCGCUCAUGAAAUAUACUAAGUACCAAAGGACCGGAACGUCUUAUGGGUAAUAUUUCUAAGUUUGUUUACGACUCUGAAAUACUUUUGAAUAAGCUUUUGUUUGAAUGGUAGUACUUGUUGGGUACAAUAAGGGAAAAUAUCUUUUAAUAUUAUGAUAUCGUAUGUAUGUGUGUGUAUAUGUAUACACUGGAUUUCCCACUGUCAAGCUUCUUGAUUCAAAUUAGAAUAUAAUCAGGGCUGGACAUCA